Messenger RNA from Monopterus albus (swamp eel), 3848 nucleotides. It is a transcript of the gene tmem63a, whose product is annotated as transmembrane protein 63A. Bases 337 to 2718 code for a protein of 793 amino acids. Gene Ontology annotation, molecular function: nucleic acid binding; calcium-activated cation channel activity. The record is from RefSeq and is a predicted model, not a curated record. Gene Ontology annotation, cellular component: plasma membrane. The transcript is spliced from 23 exons. Lineage: Eukaryota; Metazoa; Chordata; Actinopteri; Synbranchiformes; Synbranchidae.
UACUACCAGGGGCUUCCUGAGGAUGUGCUCGGAAAAGAUUCGUCUUUGUUGCAGCGUCUGCGCAUACGCGGAACUUAAGGGCAAGGGAGCACAGACAGUUUUAACCGCCAUUAAACAAUAGAAGAAGAAGAAGUAGUAAGUUUUAUAUUGCUCGUAACGUUAGUUGCGGUGGGAAGGAGUUCAUUUCUAGGUGCUUUUGGAAGAAUAAAAGUCACACAGACACAGCAGCAUACCAGAAACGGACGUAGGCAACUUACAGACAAGUUAAUCAAGCUGUGUUGGCUGAUGUUGACAUAGCCCAGGCAGCGAGAAUAAACUACUGGUUCUGCUCCAGUCAUGCCCUCCUUGUGGUGGGAGUCCCCGGUGGUCACAAAUGGUACCUCUCCCUCUGGUCCCAAGGACAACAGCAGCUGCUUUGGCUCCAUACACAGCACCGUACUUAAUGCAGAUAAUUUUGGAGGAGUGCCAGAUGUGCUACUGCUUGAUUUCAUUGUUUUUCUGGUGUUGCUGUUUAUCUUCUGUCUUAUCAGGAGGAGGUUCUGGGACUAUGGGCGUCUAGCACUGGUCGCAGACAGUCAAAAGUGCACUAGGUCAUCACGCCCUCGCUAUCAACGCAUGUCAUCCUCUGUGUCGAGUGCAGAUGAUCAUGAGUAUGAAAUGGGAUGUUGCUCUUGGUGCUCUUGGCUGCCUUUCAUCAUCAGAAUGGAUGAUGAAAAGAUGGAAGCCAGGUGUGGCGUGGACGCUGUUCACUACUUGUCCUUUCAGCGUCAUCUGAUCAUCUUGCUACUUGUCAUCACUAUCGCCUCGCUCUCAGUCAUACUGCCUGUCAACAUGACUGGAGACCUGCUGGAUAAUAAUCCAAUGAAUUUUGGAAGGACAACUAUUGGGAAUCUUCAAAAGGGAGACUACCUGUUGUGGCUGCACACAGUGUUUGCAGUUUUGUACCUGAUCCUGACAAUUAUCGUGCUGCGAUGUUAUACAUCUAAAAUGAAAGGCAUGCGCAAAGAGAUGAGCAGAAACACCUUGUUAGUGUGUUCAGUCCCUAAAACAGCAACAGAGGAGGAUAUAAAGACCCAUUUUACUGACGCGUAUCCUGAUUUUCAAGUGUGUGCUGUAGCCCUGGGCUAUGACGUGGCCAAGCUCAUGAGUCUUGAUAAGCAAAGGAUUCGAGCUGGAAAAAACCUGCACUACUAUGAGUGUGUCCUGGAGAAAACAGGGAAACUUGAGUUCGUUAACCCUCAUUUGUGUGGUCACCUCUGUUGCUGUGGAAAAAAGUUUGAUGCCAUACAGUACUACCGUACUAAAGAGAGAGACCUGCUGGGAGAGAUGAGAGAGCAGGUAGAGCUGGUGCCACAGCGCCCCCUGGGAAUCGCCUUUGUCACCAUGAAGUCUGAGGCUAUGGCCAAGUGCAUUCUGAAAGACUUCAAUGCACUUGAGUGUGGUGGCACAUGCUGCUGUUGUGGGAAGGAGCCGCAGCCUUCAUCCAAUAGUGGAGCUCUGAAAGUGAACAAGUGGAGAGUCAGCUUUGCACCCCAUCCUAAAAAUGUGUAUUGGGCCAAUCUCUCAGUGCGGGGUCUUCCCUGGUUUGCGCGCUGUGUGAUGCUCAACUUCUUUGUUGUCUUGCUGCUCACCUUCCUCACAACUCCCACCAUUAUUAUCAGCACCAUGGACAUGUUUAAUGUGACUAAGCCCAUUGGGGCUCUUAACAGCCCCAUUAUCAGUCAGUUCUUUCCCACUCUCCUGCUGUGGUCCUUCUCUGCAUUGCUGCCUACCAUUGUGUACUAUUCAACAUUAGGAGAGGCACAUUGGCACAGGUCCAGUGAGCAGCUGAGCAUGAUGCGUAAGCUCUACUUCUUCCUGCUCUUCAUGAUACUUAUCCUCCCGUCGCUAGGACUCACCAGUCUUGCAGUGUUUUUCCGCUGGCUGUUUGACAAAAAGUUUUUGUCAGAUGGGAAACUGAGGUUUGAGUGUGUGUUUUUACCUCACCAAGGAGCGUUUUUUGUCAACUACGUGAUCACAGCAAGCCUGGUGGGCUCUGGGAUGGAGUUAUUGCGGUUGCCAGGGUUACUGCUUUACACCAUUCGGAUGGCGUUUGCAGGCUCUGCUGCCGAAAGGAAAUAUGUCAAACAGAACCAGGCCUAUGAAUUUGAAUAUGGAGCUGUGUAUGGAUGGACCCUCUGUGUGUUCACUGUCAUUAUGGCUUACAGCAUCAUUUGUCCUAUUAUUGUGCCUUUUGGUUUUGUGUACAUGCUACUGAAGCACAUGGUGGACAAACACAACCUGUACUUUGCCUACUUGCCGACUCGCCUAGACCGCCAGGUCCACCUGGAAGCUGUCAAUCAAGCUCUAGCUGCACCCAUUAUCUGCCUAAUAUGGCUUUACUUCUUCUCUGUCCUCAGAACAGGUUUCUGGACUGCCACAUCUCUUUUCACCCUGGUGAUCCUUUGUAUCACCAUCUUCAUCUCUGUCAGCUACACCUGCUUCGGCCAUUUCAAGUACCUCAGUCCAGACAACUAUGCGGUGAAAGAGGAGGAUAAGGAUCCAGCAGAGGGAGUAGAAGAAAACACCAUGGUCUACGUUCCCAGAGUGCUUAAUCCCAAAUCACCUGCCAACGCCACUCAGGGGUCUGAAUCGGCAGUUCAGCAGUCGUACGGCUCUACACAGGACUGUCCAGCCUCUAGCUUUAGCCCAAUGGAUGAAAGCAUGUCAGAUGGCUGAAUCAGUGUAUUUCAGCACAGAGUCAAAGGUUUGGAGUCAGGAUUCCCUCGACACUUGUAAAUCUGCGUCUUUUACAACAGCAUAAGUACUGAGGUCAAAGUUUGCAUUCAGGCCUAUCCCACUGAGAGAAAAUCUCCAGAUGCUACAAGAAAAAAAUGCAGCGGGUUCAAAAGACCAACACUGUGCAGUUUUACACUAGUCCAACUUCCUUAUCGUAGGAGAGAUGAGUUUAAAGUCUCAGUGAGGACAGUUUGUUAAACCUAAAUGCUUUCUACGGGAAAGAAGGUCAGUAGGAAUUUAUCUGAUAUUUGGAUCACUUGACCAGCAUAGUACACAUGUUGUAAAACAUGCCAAGUCUUGACUUUUAUUCAUAAAGCACAGUUAUAUGUUUUUUUGUUUUGUUUCAGAGGCCUUCUGAUAAGGACCAAGUCAUCAAGCAAUGUUUAGCCAAAGUGUGCCAUUUUAAUCACAUCAUGAUGUUACCAGAAGAAUAAUGAAUUUCAGUUCUUGCACACGUUGGUGCUAAAUAUGCAGUGAAGGUAAUUGUGUAGCAAGUCAAUCAGUCCAGCUCCGCUGAUGCCAGAGAGCUGCACUGAUCAAGUUGAUCAGUGCAGCUUUGCUGACGCCAGAGAAGUGGACAGACAGGGCUUCCUGCUAUCCAGAUGUUGCCUUAACUUUUCUUCAGUGCCUUUUGUUUCCAGCAAACGGCUGCCAAGGGACUAACUGUCAAAUGUUAAUAAUUCACUUGUUGAAUUAAGAGGGCCCUGUUUUGUGUUUUCUAAGAAGAAGUUAAUGUUUCUACUUUUGUAUUUAAACCACAGAACAAACAUUUAUUCCAAUACUGCUGGAGUUUUGUAGCCAAAAACUUUCUUGUUUAGUUCAUACAUUUCAAUGGUUAUAUUUGUUUUCUUAGGAUUGUUUGUUUUUUUUUUUGUUUUUUUUUAAGGUAAGAAAAUGAGGCUGUACCAGGAAUGAAGGGAUGUUUUAAACAGGUCAAUGUUUAUUUGUCUUUAAUUAUGUUUUUGCAGCUUUUCUUAAAAAUGUGCAUUUUAACAAUUCAAUCCUAAAUGUAAACCUGUAAAUGUUCAGUGGUUGAUUAAGCAGAAAAUUGAACAGAAAAUCAGCCUUAA